Molecule: messenger RNA, 429 nt
Organism: Sphenostylis stenocarpa
Lineage: Eukaryota; Viridiplantae; Streptophyta; Magnoliopsida; Fabales; Fabaceae
Source: the annotation of a GenBank genome assembly
AUGCAGGACCAAAAACCGCAUAAUAACUAUCCAACGGCGCAAAAUCUUAGAGGUAAUUGUACCCUUGCACCCUACCGCACCGGAAAACUCCCGUCUCCCUUAUCCUGCGCACUCCGCCACCGCCACUGUGACCACAAUGGCGGAAGUGCCCGAAACCAAUCCCCCACCGCCGGACCCUCCAAUCCCCUCCGCACCGGACGCCGCGGAGGAAACGGCUCCGCCGGCUGCAGCAGAAUCGCAUCGCGGCUCGAGCACCGAUAUCGUCGCCCUCCGGCGUUAGCUCUGAAGCGGCAACGCCGUUAUGGUUUUAAUAUGCCCUCUUUAACUUAUGUUUUGAAACAUGGUGAUGAUCCAUUGUUUGGGUUGAGUAAUAUUUGUGGUGUCACGUGUGUGGCGCGUGGAAUUGAUGAAAUUGGGGGCGGUGUGUGA